This is a messenger RNA of Pochonia chlamydosporia 170, 1800 nucleotides long. RefSeq names its product transcription factor. The record is from RefSeq and is a predicted model, not a curated record. Gene Ontology annotation, cellular component: nucleus. Gene Ontology annotation, molecular function: zinc ion binding; DNA-binding transcription factor activity, RNA polymerase II-specific. The transcript has 6 exons. Lineage: Eukaryota; Fungi; Ascomycota; Sordariomycetes; Hypocreales; Clavicipitaceae. Gene Ontology annotation, biological process: regulation of DNA-templated transcription. The coding region runs from base 1 to 1800 and encodes 599 amino acids.
AUGAGUUCUAGUAAACAGCGUCCAGCCCCGACUGGUCCGGGAAACCACCUGGGCGGUAGACCACGCAAAGCCUGCGACGAAUGCAGGUCGUUAAAGGUUCGCUGUAGCAACGAGAGGCCAUCAUGCAAAAGAUGCAGCCGCCUGCGACGACCAUGCACAUGGACACCAGCAGCUACUGCUCAACGGGCACCAAACCCACGUAACAAUGUGCCGUCUGCUGUUACGGUAGAUUCUAUAGCUCCUAAGGACGUUCGUGGUGAUCUCGGUAUUCCCGCAGCCCUGCUGUCCAAACUGGUGGACGGUUACUUUUCCGAGUUCUUUUAUGCGCCGCUGCUUCUCCAUCCACCGACAUUCCGCCAAGCUUUAGGCAACAAUAGCGUCAAGAAGCAUGUCAUUCUCAGCGUCUGUGCAGUUGCAUCAAGCUUUUAUGUUGGUAGCAGUCAAGACACAUAUCUGUUCAACGACGGCUUCUCUUCAGAAUGGGCCGACAACGCUCAAUCGCUCGUCUUUGCAGAUCUGGCUUCUCCACAGGAAGAAAAUAUGGUAACUCUAUUGAAUCUGACACUAUUCUGGUACUGCCAAGGGCAAUGGCAGCGCUCAUUUCUUCUUGGAUGCAACACCUUCUGCAUUGCGCGUAUACUCAACUUUCCGGACAGUAUCUCUUCUAACGAUACAUCUCUCUCUGCUGAGAUGAGCCGAAGGCGAUUCUGGGCGUCAUAUACAAUGAGUCGACUUUCAGGCAUGCUCAACGAUUGGAUCGUGCCUUUCGAGACCCUGGGAAAGGUUCCUCUUCCAUGGGGCGAAGACGAUUUCAGUCGCGGGCGGCUUUCUGAAAAUUUGAUCAUGUUUACCGAUUCGGAAAGGGAUAAUAGUUUCUUUGCUGAGAUAAUUAGAAUCGGCGGUCUUUGGACGAAAGUCCACAAAUUCAUACAGAGUACAGAGCUGGAAUUCGGUGAAAGACUAGCGACUAUUCAAGCCAUGGAUACCGAACUCCGAAAAUGGCGGAACAGCUUGCCCGAAGUAUUCACCUUCACUGAAACAAAGGCACGGAAUUGUGACCCAUCGGCGCUGUCCCAAGUUCUCCUGAUCAACGUUCUCUUCCAUCAAAGUUUAUGCGUCCUUCAUGCCUCCAUAAUUCCUCUAUUCACCUUCUGUCGGGUUAGUCCCGGCCAUGGCGAUGCGCAAACCCGAUCCGCACAAACGGCAUUCGACCACGCCAAGCACAUAUCUUCGCUGCUGCAAAAAUGCGCUACAUCACAUAACAAAGACCAAUCGGGGUUUAUCGGAUACUCUGCUUACUGUUCUUCCGCAAUUCAAUUGCCGUUUUUGUGGUGUCAAGCAACAGACGUAGCUGCCAGGGUAACGACGAAUAUUAAAACAAACUCCCUGGUGAUGAGUCGCGUUGGAAAGAGAUGGAAGUUAGUAGCCGGUCUUGAGAAGCAUCUUCGAUCACUGCGGAGAUAUCAUGAAAUUAGUGGCUAUUCCCUACAGGACGAGCCAUGCAAUAUCGACUCGGAAGAACUCAAUCGUCACAGCAGGAGCUUUGACCGCACGCGGACAUCGCUUCUUGGCCACAAUGAUAUUAUAUGGAAGUAUGGACAGAUAUCAGAAUGCGGAGAGAUUGUGAAACUGGAAGUCGAUGAUGAUGGGCAGCACGAGCCGGAUAGAGGGCUUGAUCUCAAUAUGACGGGCUUCCCAGCUUAUAGUGAUGUUGCUGCUGAAAUGUUGGAUGACUUUCUAGCACCGUUUUGCGUACCUGCGGAUUUGGAUGCUUUCAUGGCAGACUCUACGCCCUAUUGA